GCUGCCGGGCCAAACUGCGGACGCACAGAAAAUGCGAAAGUCAAAGGAGAUACCUGCACGAGUCGGCGACGAGGCAUGCCGCUGUAGUGAUUUCGGGGACGACGAUGGCUCGUCAGCUCCACAGAGAAAUCCAACGUGAUGUGGAAGAGCUGGUUGCUCAGGGCAACAUGAGACCUCACCUAGGAGUGGUCUUAGUGGGAGACGACCCCGCUAGUCGUACCUACGUUAAGAACAAGACCCGGGCUGCCAGCAUUCUUGGUAUUUCCAGUGACACAGUGGUGCGGCCUAGCUCAGUCUCCCAGGAGGAGCUGUUGGAUCUGAUUGACAAGAUGAACCGUGACUGGAGGGUCAGCGGACUGUUGGUGCAGCUGCCACUCCCGGACCACAUAAAUGAAAGAGCAGUGUGUAACGCCAUCGCUCCAGAGAAGGAUGUGGAUGGCUUCCAUAUUGUGAAUAUUGGUAAGCUUUGUUUGGACCAGAGAUCCAUGGUGCCUGCCACACCUGCAGCUGUCUGGGAGAUCAUCAAAAGAACAGGUAUCGAGACUGUGGGGAAGAAUGUGCUGGUUGCUGGUCGCUCCAAAAAUGUUGGAAUGCCCAUUGCAAUGUUGCUGCACACUGAUCGCAACCACGAACGCCCCGGGGGUGAUGCCACAGUGACCAUUGCCCACAGGUGUACACCGAGGGAACAGCUGAAGGAGCUAACUAGCCUGGCUGACAUCAUUAUUGCAGCUGCAGGUAUUCCUGGACUGAUCACAGCAGAUAUGGUGAAAGAGGGUGCCGCGGUCAUCGAUGUGGGCAUAAACCGUAUCCAGGAUCCGAACACAGGGAAAUUAAGGCUCAUCGGAGACGUGGACUUUGAAGGAGUGAAGGAGAAGGCAGGUUUCAUCACACCUGUUCCCGGAGGUGUGGGUCCAAUGACAGUCGCUAUGCUGAUGAAGAACACUGUGACUGCUGCCAGAAAUGCUCUGAUGCAUUAA
Molecule: messenger RNA, 977 nt
Organism: Scomber japonicus (chub mackerel)
Lineage: Eukaryota; Metazoa; Chordata; Actinopteri; Scombriformes; Scombridae
Product: bifunctional methylenetetrahydrofolate dehydrogenase/cyclohydrolase 2, mitochondrial-like
Exons: 8
Coding region: 105-977 (290 amino acids)
Biological process (GO): tetrahydrofolate interconversion
Cellular component (GO): mitochondrion
Molecular function (GO): methylenetetrahydrofolate dehydrogenase (NADP+) activity; methenyltetrahydrofolate cyclohydrolase activity; methylenetetrahydrofolate dehydrogenase (NAD+) activity
Source: RefSeq, a predicted model, not a curated record